Molecule: messenger RNA, 2892 nt
Organism: Zootoca vivipara (common lizard)
Lineage: Eukaryota; Metazoa; Chordata; Lepidosauria; Squamata; Lacertidae
Gene: SNTN
Product: sentan, cilia apical structure protein
Molecular function (GO): calcium-dependent protein binding; calcium ion binding; transition metal ion binding
Source: RefSeq, a predicted model, not a curated record
CCCUUCACAGCUUGUGUUUUUUUUCUUUUUUCACAAUCUCGGAAGUUGCUAAGAGAUCGUAAACAGUGCUCAGGCUGUAGCAAAAGAUGUGUGGCUGUGCAUCUAGCGCUGCGGACAAAAAGUCCUAUUCUCUCAAUCAGCCGGGAGAUGUGUCUUCUUCGAAGAAAGGCACAAAUUCAACUUCCAAAAAGAUGGCCAAACCUAUUCCAAUAUCCAAGCAGCUGGCUUCUAUAAAAGCUCUAGGGAAAGGCUCAGAUCUGGAGAAAGCUGUUGCGACAGCGGCCUUGGUUUAUGACAACGUUGCCGACACAGAGGGCAAGCUCAGCAAAGCCGAAGCAAAAAAGUUGCUCGAGACUCAGUUUGUGCAUUUUAUGCAGGGUCAGGAAACCAAACCGAAAUACCAAGAGAUCAUUUCUGCUCUCGAGGAGAACAGGGACGGCGAAAUGGACUUUGAAGACUUCAUGGUUCAGCUGCUUAGCCUCACCCUGAUGUCUGAUCUCCGGGAGGAGAUCCGAAACGUGAAAAAAACAAAGUGAUGAAGGAUGCUGGAUAGAACAGAUGUUUUGGGUGAUGGGGUGGGUGGAAGGGGGGAAGGAGAGAGAAACUAAGGGGAGCAUAUUAUUUUUUUGGCAUUGUUUCCAGAAUGAAAGAUAGAUCACUGGUAUUCUUGGCAGAAUUGUGGAGCACAGGCGUACGGGUGACUUCCCCACUUAUGUGGGGUUUUUGUUCUGGCGCCCUGUGUGCAUAAGUGAAAAUUCCGUAAGUGGGGAGCACACUCUAAAUACACUUUUCAUGCCCUCUCUGCCACUGUCUAUCCAAUUCAGAUCAAAAAUGCUGUACCAAAAAUAUCCGCAAUGGAAUUGAAGCUCGUGGGGCAGGGGGCAGCUGGAGGGCACAUGGGAAAGUGGCUGCUAUCCCACACAUCAGCUGUUAGGUGGGGAGGCUCAGCAGACUAAUCAAAUCCCCACUGUGCCUCCAGUCUCUUUUCUGCCCUCGCUGAAGUCCUCUUCGGACUCCGGGGAGAGUCUCCUCACAAGCCACCAGGACUCUCCAGCUCGCUUGCUCUCGCGGCAUUUCCUGGUGUAAAUGGAAUGAUUUAAUUAUUUCCUGGCACCAUGCAUAUACACGGUCACACACAAGUUCAUCGCAGGCAAAUUGGGGGGUGCAAGUAUUCUAACAGGAGAGAAAAGGCUUUUAAUAAAAAAAAAAUGGUUAUCUGCUUUCUGUUAGGCUCUAGUAGUGUGGCCAUCCAGGAUCAAAUGAGUAACCAACAACCCAAAUCUGUGCAGGUUUGCCCAUUGAACUGUGGGACUUAUUUGCAAGUAAGGAUGCACUUGACUGCCAAAGGUUUCAAUCCUGCACACUCUUAUCAGAGAGCAUCUCGUGAAACCUUUGAAUCAAUAAGCUUUUGAGUACAUAUGCAUACAGUUUGGGCUGUAAGAGCAAUAUGCAUUUCAAUUGUGCAUGAAGCAAUAUGGCGAAAAACAGAUACUGGCCCCAAUCCAAAGAUACUGGUGCGCAAGAAGGUGUUGCAUGAAGCAAGCAAUGGGGGUGUGAAGGCUUUGUGUGGUGGCCCUAAAUACCUUACAAGCAUUCCCAUCCACACCAAGGCAGAUGGAAUGGGAAUGUGCACUUUCUGGAGCAAUGGAGAAGGCAUUAGUUGACUCACAUAACUGUCCUGCCCUUACUGAACUCCACCUGCAACCCCAUUCUGUUAGAUUACAUACGCAUUGUGUACCUUCCCUUGUACCGUCUCCUCCACAAGAACCCCAGCUGGGCUAGCAUCUGAAGCAGCCUUAAGGGUGGACCAGGUCUACAAUACUGAAGUAAAAUAGUUUCAUCUCCUAGGUAUGUUCAUUAGCUAGGCUAUUGUGUGGGAAAUGUAUAGGAAAAUACCUAGAGUUAGUAUUGAGGACCUCGGAUGUUGCAAUUAAAUGUUGGCAUAUUGAGCUGAGUUGAAAGAUUAUAUUGAAUCUUAGCCUGAACACUUCAGCUGGUGCAUUAUAACGAAUAAAAUUAACGCUAAACCAAGACAAAUAAUGGUUUAUGUAUUUAUUCUUGCAAAAGAUACAGAGCUGUCAAAAGCACAGAAUUUCCUUAACAUUAUUUCACAUGAAGUACAUUCUCGGUCAUCCUGAAAUUAGUCUAUCUUGGCUUCGCCUCGGGACAAUUUUGUGACAGCUGGAAUCUCUCUUUUCAGGUGGUCCGAAAAUGGGAAGAGAGCCAUUCCAUGUUGCACAAAAGUUACUGGGGGGGGGGACAUUUCUUUGAUAACCUGUACAUUGAUUAUUCAAAUGUCAGGUUUUCAGCUCACAAAGCAGCCCUGAGCCAUGAUAACUUUGGAAGGCUGCACUCCGGUGCACAUUUACUUGGACGUAAGCCCAACAGAUCACAGUGGGACUUCUGAAGGAAAAUGAAUGACAUCAUGCUGUAAGGUUACUGACCACACAAUCCUAUGGAUUCCAGUCCUUGGAAAUAAACUUCAUUGUGCGCAGAGAUGCUUAUUCCCUACUAAGUGUUUAGGAGUGCAGCCUAAAUGCCAUUGACACAUUGGGCAUCAUUCUCAGAAAACACAUUUACGAAUGAUAUUGCUAGGUUUGUCCUGAGAGACUGAAACAGUUGGAGGAUGUGUCUGGGAGCAGGCAGUCUGAAUGCUACCCUAUAGCUUUACCAGCUCCUGUUUAUAAAAAGUUCCGGAACUUCAAGCAGAGUGUUUUAGAGCAAAUGUCUAUUAGCGUAAACACAGUGUCUAUACUUUGUGAAGACUCCAGAGAUCUGAAGGGAAGACUCCAGAUAUUCUUUCCUGUUCUGUGGAAUCUGGUCCUCCAUGUAGGAUGAUGACCAGAUCCAAAAAGAGAAUAGGAUCUCAGUAAACCUUUAAUAAAAUACAGU